Messenger RNA from Kazachstania africana CBS 2517, 462 nucleotides. RefSeq names its product translation initiation complex factor eIF1A (gene TIF11). Gene Ontology annotation, cellular component: cytoplasm. The transcript has a single exon. The record is from RefSeq and is a predicted model, not a curated record. NCBI's taxonomy places the organism in Eukaryota, Fungi, Ascomycota, Saccharomycetes, Saccharomycetales, Saccharomycetaceae. Gene Ontology annotation, biological process: translational initiation. The coding region runs from base 1 to 462 and encodes 153 amino acids. Gene Ontology annotation, molecular function: RNA binding; translation initiation factor activity.
AUGGGUAAGAAGAACACAAAAGGUGGUAAAAAAGGUAGAAGAGGAAAGAACGAAACCGACGGUCCAAAGCGUGAAUUAUAUUACAAGGAAGAAGGCCAAGAAUAUGCACAAAUCACCAAAAUGUUGGGUAACGGUAGAGUCGAAGCUACCUGUUUCGAUGGUAUCAAAAGAAUGGCCCACAUUAGAGGUAAGUUAAGAAAGAAGGUCUGGAUGGGUCAAGGUGAUAUCAUCCUUGUCUCAUUGAGAGAUUUCCAAGAUGAUCAAUGUGAUGUCGUCCACAAAUAUAACUUAGAUGAAGCUAGAACUUUAAAGAACCAAGGUGAAUUACCAGAAAAUGCUAAGAUUAAUGAAGGUGAAAACUUCGGUUUCGAAUCUGAUGAAGAAGUCAACUUCGAAUUCGGUAACGCUGAUGAUGAUGAAGAUGAAGAUGGUGAUGACGACUUAGAUAUCGAUGAUAUCUAA